Molecule: messenger RNA, 1400 nt
Organism: Myotis lucifugus (little brown bat)
Lineage: Eukaryota; Metazoa; Chordata; Mammalia; Chiroptera; Vespertilionidae
Product: carcinoembryonic antigen-related cell adhesion molecule 8-like
Biological process (GO): regulation of immune system process; signal transduction
Cellular component (GO): cell surface; plasma membrane
Molecular function (GO): protein tyrosine kinase binding
Source: RefSeq, a predicted model, not a curated record
CACAUCCCACCCAUCAGGACAGCAGUGCUUGUGAGCAUUUCUGGAAUCCAAGCUCUUCCCACAGAAGGAGGGACAGAGCAGGCAACAGACACCAUGGAGUCCCUCUCAGCCCCUUCCCACAGAGGACUUGUCCCCUGGCAGGGGCUCCUGCUGGCUGCCUCACUCUUAACCUUCUGGAGCCUGCCCACCACUGCCCAGCUCACUAUUGAAUCAGUGCCGCCCAAUGCUGCCGAAGGAAAGGAUGUGCUUCUCCGUGUCCACAACCUGCCUGGGAAUCUUGGAGGCUAUGCCUGGUACAAAGGAGAAAUAGUGGACAGCAACCAUAAAAUUGUAUCAUAUGUAAUAGACACUCAAAAAAUUACCUACGGACCUGCAUACAGUGAUCGAGAAAAAAUAUAUCCCAAUGGAUCCCUGCUGUUUCAGAACGUCACCCGGAAGGACACAGGAUACUAUAUCCUACUAGCCAUAGACAAAAAUUUUCAGAGCAGACCAGUAACUGGACAGCUCCAUGUAUACCCGGAGUUACCCAAACCCAGCAUCACAAGCAACAUCUCCAACCCCGAGGAGUACAAGGACCCUGUCAUGUUAACGUGUGAACCUCAGAUUCAGAACAUCGCCUACCUGUGGUUGGUCAGCAGUCAGAAGCUCCAGGCCAGUGCCAGGCUGCAGUUGUCCAAGGACAACAGGACUCUCACUUUACUCCCUGUCACAAGGAAUGAUAUGGGACCCUAUGAGUGUGAAACCCGGAACCCCGUGAGUGCUGGCCGCAGUGACCCAUUCAUCCUGAAUGUUCUCUAUGGCCCGGAUGUCCCCCUCAUUUCACCCUCGGACUCCCAUUAUCUACCAGGGGCAAACCUCAGUCUCUUCUGUCUCUCGACUUCUAACCCACCUGCACAGUAUUCUUGGCUUGUCAAUGGGAGGCCCCAGCAACCCACACAGGAGCUCUUUAUCCCCAACAUCACUGCACAUGACAGUGGAUCCUAUACCUGCCUCGCCCACAACUCUGUCACUGGCCUUAAUAGGACCACGGUCAAGACUAUCACAGUCUCUGAACAAAACUACAAGGGCUACUCUGUGGGGACCAUCAUUGGCAGCGUGAUCGGGGUCCUCGUCGUGGUGGCUCUGGGGGCCUCCCUGGGCUAUUUCCUGUACCUCAGGAGGACUAGGAGGGCCAGUGACUGCCAUGGCCUCCAAGAGCACCCACCUCCAGCAGCCACCCCUGGUGAGUGUCUGUUCAUCCUGGAACCCCUGGGCCUGCCCCACAGUGUCCACCCCUGCCCUGGUCCCUCAUGCUCUGACCCUUCCCUGGGCUUCAAGGGGGAUUCUCAUCACCACUCUGCACAGGGGACCCCUAAUCGCCAGUCAACCCUGACCUGAAGGCUGUGUCAUGUGUCACCACC